AUGCAGCUCAAAGUAGUCGAUUAUCAGCAGGUCCUGCAGGAUCUGGACAAGGGUGUCCCGGUCAAUUUCAACACCAACUUCCAUACCGCUGCAGAUGCACCAGAUCUUCCGAUUCCGUCUAAUAAACCGUACAGCUAUGAAAUCUGGCUGCCGUUGGUAAUGAAAUCUCGGGGAAUUUCGAUUGCCGACCUUCAAGUCGUCUCGCUCUCCCGCGCGCGAAUGAAGAUCCUAGUCGAGGCUGCUGCCGCAUCUAUUCAUACGCGCGUGCUCAAUCGAUCCUACGCUGAGGACCUCGAAGACGAUGUCUAUCCUGCUUUUCAGGGCCUUAAGUUUCCACCCGAGGGGCUUUGGAUGCGUUUUGGAGCCUGCUCUCCCAAGGAUGGUGUCCAGCUAAACCCUGGGGAGCGGGCGAUCCAUUCGGUUGAGGACAUUGUACUUCGCAUCACCACGUCGCUGAGGACUUGGAGCGCUCUUACAAACAUCCUUAACAGCGAUGCCGAAGUGGGCUUGGUCUAUUUCCUCCCGUUCAACGAUGGAAUGAAGUCUGCAAGAGAAUACCGCGUCUUUUGCGUUCCCCACUCGCUGGACAUUUCCGCUGUCAGCCAAUACGAGUGGCAUAAGCAAUGGAUCUUCGCUAAUGAAGACAAAGAUGUGAUGACAAGGGCGGCCCAAAGGAUUUUUAGGGGCAUCCAAAAGGUCCAUGCGGAAAUCAUUGCAUUCAUGAAAGCUCACGAGGAUAAAUCGCUGGAGAAUUUUAUCAAGGAUCAGGGUUUUACUUUCGAUGUUCUGUACGACGAGGUUCCGGGACAGUGUAUGUUGAUUGAGCUCAACACUUUUGGUGUGAGGAGUGCAUGUGGUUCUUGUCUCUUUCAGUGGCUGAAGGAUCGCACUCAGUUAUACGGAGAGACAGGUGACGUGGAGUUUCGCGUGGCGAUGUGA
Messenger RNA from Trichoderma aggressivum f. europaeum, 939 nucleotides. RefSeq lists its product as uncharacterized. The record is from RefSeq and is a predicted model, not a curated record. Bases 1 to 939 code for a protein of 312 amino acids. Lineage: Eukaryota; Fungi; Ascomycota; Sordariomycetes; Hypocreales; Hypocreaceae. The transcript has a single exon.